Molecule: messenger RNA, 1315 nt
Organism: Hypoxylon trugodes
Lineage: Eukaryota; Fungi; Ascomycota; Sordariomycetes; Xylariales; Hypoxylaceae
Product: RTA1-domain-containing protein
Exons: 5
Coding region: 341-1285 (314 amino acids)
Cellular component (GO): membrane
Source: RefSeq, a predicted model, not a curated record
ACAUUUCGUAGGACCGACACAUACGGCAGUGGGACAAUUCCAUGCUUUAGCCAGCAGCAACACGAUCUUGGCAGUCUGAAAAGUCCUACCGAUCAAUCGUGUAGAUAGAUCUUGGGUAGUUGUAAUUCUAUUAAUCAGCGACGGGCAGAUUCUAUUUAUUAGAUACCCCCACGCCUCUUUUCUCUUCUAAGCCUGGUACAAUACAUGUCUUCAGAGUAAACCGUGAUCUAGAUUCACUCUAUUCCCAUUCCUAUUUUCCUUUCUGUUUCCUUUUUCUGUUAUUUCAUUUGUUGAAACACAUUCCAUACCUAAGUAACGAUUCCUAAUCGAAACCGUCAACAUGUCGAACGACAACAACAACGGCGGCGGCAACAGCGAUGACUACUCAUUUUACCCUUACGACCCGUCGAUUGCGGUAGCCGGUCUGAGCUGUGGUCUGUUUGGUGCCGCCCUCCUUUGGUCCACCUUCAUGACUAUCAAGACCAGAUCAUGGAUUUGGAUUGUCCAGCUCGUCACUAUCAUCAUGGAGCUCGUUGGAUAUGCUUCUCGAAUUGCUUCUGCGAAAGAUAAUACCAAUCUCACCUUAUACGCGUUACAGUUCUGUCUGAUUAUCCUUGCCCCCAUCAUUAUGGCCGGUGCCAUCUAUGUCGUCUUUGGCCGAAUUGUCUUCCAUGUCAUUCCUGCCCAGGACAGAACUACCGGACUCCUUUGGAUUCCUCCCCGGUGGAUCACUCCUAUCUUCGUUACUUUCGAUAUCGUUUCGCUGAUUGUCCAACUUAUCGGUGCCGCCGUCGUGGCAGCUACCCGACCUACUGACGAUAACGCAGCGAACAACUUGAACAUGGGUAAGAAUGUCGCACUUGCAGGUCUCGCCAUUCAAAUCGCCGCUUUCGGUCUCUUCUCGAUCAUCGCUGUUCGUUUCCACUUCAUUUCGCAACGAUUCGAGCACAGCCUCCAAUCAAGGCUCGCUGUCGCCAAGGGGAGGGAAGCGGAGAUCAACACUAAAUGGAGAUUCCUCCUAUAUGCUGUUAACAUAUCCUGCCUUUUCGUUUUGAUUCGAUCGGUCUACCGUGUAGUCGAAUUCGCCCAGGGCCCUCUAGGCGUCGUGACGCAAAAGGAGUUUUACAUGUAUGUACUGGAUGCCCUGCCGGUGUUCUUGGUUACCCUCGCCUUCUGUGUCAUUUUCCCCGGUUCGUUCCUCCCGCACAUGGGAUUCAGGGUCCCUAAGAACCGAGGAGAGGAACUCGGGAGCGAUGGGUCUACCCUUGAAUUCCGAGAGAUUUAGGAGUCAAAAGAGUGAGUUAUGAUAACUCGU